AUGGAGGCUACUACACAGGCUGCGAUAUGCCUGCCGGGUGCAUUUGGUAAUAUUCCCCAUCCGACUCUAUGCAACUCAUUCUAUAUGUGUACGGGAGGAAUUCCGAUACUGCUGCAUUGCAGUGAUGGAUUCGAAUUCGACCCAGAGAUUUCCGACUGCGUACCGAUUUCCGAUAGUGGCUGUACCGCUUCAAGAGUGACAUCAACCACCGACAGUAUUACGACAAUAUACGAUUCCACAACAAUUAGCGGGGAAUCAACCCACCAUGUCACGGAUAUUAGUACCGAUCAAACACAUACACUAACAACAGAAGCCACCGACCGGACACUGAGUACUGACGAAAACAAUACUACUUCGGAAGGCCCUGCAUCUACAACUUUUAAAAUAGAAGAGACUACCAGUAAUACUAAAUAUGAAAGUACCUUAACAACAUCAAAAGAAACGGUCCCUGAGGAUACUACAAAAGUGUCACAAACUACAACUGAAACUGUACACACCAUUGAAUAUUCUACGACAGAAAAUCCGAAAAUUACUUCAGAUAUAUUGACCACUUUAGAGAAUUCUCAGACGGACUCAACCCAAUCUACUGUUGGAGAGAUGUCAACAUCUGCACAACCUGUGACAGAUAACGUACUAUCUACAACAUUGCAGACGAAAACUACAAUCGGAGAAGAGAAUUUACCUUCGAAUCCAUCUCAAACAACGGAAGAUACGAUAAAUACUUUGAGCACUAUUAUUAAUACCGUCGAGACGUCUUCGGAAAUAUAUACAACUUCUGCUGAGGGAAUAACCACUGACAAAUCAGCUAUUACAAAUGACGACGCACAAACAACAACUGUGAAUAUGGAGGCUACUACACAGGCUGCGAUAUGCCUGCCGGGUGCAUUUGGUAAUAUUCCCCAUCCGACUCUAUGCAACUCAUUCUAUAUGUGUACGGGAGGAAUUCCGAUACUGCUGCAUUGCAGUGAUGGAUUCGAAUUCGACCCAGAGAUUUCCGACUGCGUACCGAUAUCCGAUAGUGGCUGUACCGCUUCAAGAGUGACACCAACCACCGACAGUAUUACGACAGUAUACGAAUCUACAACAAUUAGCGGGGAAUCAACCCACCAUGUCACGGAUGUUAGUACCGAUCAAACACAUACACUAACAACAGAAGCCACCGACUGGACACUGAGUACUGACAAAAACAAUACUACUUCGGAAGGCCCUGCAUCUACAACUUUUAAAAUAGAAGAGACUACCAGUAAUACUAAAUAUGAAAGUACAUUAACAACAUCAAAAGAAACGGUCCCUGAGGAUACUACAAAAGUGUCACAAACUACAACUGAAACUGUACACACCAUUGAAUAUUCUACGACAGAAAAUCCGAAAAUUACUUCUGAUAUAUUGACAACUUUAGAGAAUUCUCAGACGGACUCAACCCAAUCUACUGUUGGAGAGAUGUCAACAUCUGCACAACCUGUGACAGAUAACGUACUAUCUACAACAUUGCAGACGAAAACUACAAUCGGAGAAGAGAAUUUACCUUCGAAUCCAUCUCAAACAACGGAAGAUACGAUAAAUACUUUGAGCACUAUUAUUAAUACCGUCGAGACGUCUUCGGAAAUAUAUACAACUUCUGCUGAGGGAAUAACCACUGAAAAAUCAGCUAUUACAAAUGACGACGCACAAACAACAACUGUGAAUAUCGAGGCUACUACACAGGCUGCGAUAUGCCUGCCGGGUGCAUUUGGUAAUAUUCCCCAUCCGACUCUAUGCAACUCAUUCUAUAUGUGUACGGGAGGAAUUCCGAUACUGCUGCAUUGCAGUGAUGGAUUCGAAUUCGACCCAGAGAUUUCCGACUGCGUACCGAUUUCCGAUAGUGGUUGUACCGCUUCAAGAGUGACAUCAACCACCGACAGUAUUACGACAAUAUACGAUUCCACAACAAUUAGCGGGGAAUCAACCCACCAUGUCACGGAUAUUAGUACCGAUCAAACACAUACACUAACAACAGAAGCCACCGACCGGACACUGAGUACUGACGAAAACAAUACUACUUCGGAAGGCCCUGCAUCUACAACUUUUAAAAUAGAAGAGACUACCAGUAAUACUAAAUAUGAAAGUACAUUAACAACAUCAAAAGAAACGGUCCCUGAGGAUACUCCAAAAGUGUCACAAACUACAACUGAAACUGUACACACCAUUGAAUAUUCUACGACAGAAAAUCCGAAAAUUACUUCAGAUAUAUUGAGCACUUUAGAGAAUUCUCAGACGGACUCAACCCAAUCUACUGUUGGAGAGAUGUCAACGUCUGCACAACCUGUGACAGAUAACGUACUAUCUACAACAUUGCAGACGAAAACUACAAUCGGAGAAGAGAAUUUACCUUCCAAUCCAUCUCAAACAACGGAAGAUACGAUAAAUACUUUGAGCACUAUUAUUAAUACCGUCGAGACGUCUUCGGAAAUAUAUACAACUUCUCCUGAGGGAAUAACGACUGACAAAUCAGCUAUUACAAAUGACGACGCACAAACAACAACUGUGAAUAUGGAGGCUACUACACAGGCUGCGAUAUGCCUGCCGGGUGCAUUUGGUAAUAUUCCCCAUCCGACUCUAUGCAACUCAUUCUAUAUGUGUACGGGAGGAAUUCCGAUACUGCUGCAUUGCAGUGAUGGAUUCGAAUUCGACCCAGAGAUUUCCGACUGCGUACCGAUUUCCGAUAGUGGCUGUACCGCUUCAAGAGUGACAUCAACCACCGACAGUAUUACGACAAUAUACGAAUCUACAACAAUUAGCGCGGAAUCAACCCACCAUGUCACGGAUAUUAGUACCGAUCAAACACAUACACUAACAACAGAAGCCACCGACCGGACACUGAGUACUGACAAAAACAAUACUACUUCGGAAGGCCCUGCAUCUACAACUUUUAAAAUAGAAGAGACUACCAGUAAUACUAAAUAUGAAAGUACAUUAACAACAUCAAAAGAAACGGUCCCUGAGGAUACUCCAAAAGUGUCACAAACUACAACUGAAACUGUACACACCAUUGAAUAUUCUACGACAGAAAAUCCGAAAAUUACUUCAGAUAUAUUGACCACUUUAGAGAAUUCUCAGACGGACUCAACCCAAUCUACUGUUGGAGAGAUGUCAACGUCUGCACAACCUGUGACAGAUAACGUACUAUCUACAACAUUGCAGACGAAAACUACAAUCGGAGAAGAGAAUUUACCUUCGAAUCCAUCUCAAACAACGGAAGAUACGAUAAAUACUUUGAGCACUAUUAUUAAUACCGUCGAGACGUCUUCGGAAAUAUAUACAACUUCUCCUGAGGGAAUAACCACUGAAAAAUCAGCUAUUACAAAUGACGACGCACAAACAACAACUGUGAAUAUCGAGGCUACUACACAGGCUGCGAUAUGCCUGCCGGGUGCAUUUGGUAAUAUUCCCCAUCCGACUCUAUGCAACUCAUUCUAUAUGUGUACGGGAGGAAUUCCGAUACUGCUGCAUUGCAGUGAUGGAUUCGAAUUCGACCCAGAGAUUUCCGACUGCGUACCGAUUUCCGAUAGUGGUUGUACCGCUUCAAGAGUGACAUCAACCACCGACAGUAUUACGACAAUAUACGAUUCCACAACAAUUAGCGGGGAAUCAACCCACCAUGUCACGGAUAUUAGUACCGAUCAAACACAUACACUAACAACAGAAGCCACCGACCGGACACUGAGUACUGACGAAAACAAUACUACUUCGGAAGGCCCUACAUCUACAACUUUUAAAAUAGAAGAGACUACCAGUAAUACUAAAUAUGAAAGUACAUUAACAACAUCAAAAGAAACGGUCCCUGAGGAUACUACAAAAGUGUCACAAACUACAACUGAAACUGUACACACCAUUGAAUAUUCUACGACAGAAAAUCCGAAAAUUACUUCAGAUAUAUUGAGCACUUUAGAGAAUUCUCAGACGGACUCAACCCAAUCUACUGUUGGAGAGAUGUCAACAUCUGCACAACCUGUGACAGAUAACGUACUAUCUACAACAUUGCAGACGAAAACUACAAUCGGAGAAGAGAAUUUACCUUCGAAUCCAUCUCAAACAACGGAAGAUACGAUAAAUACUUUGAGCACUAUUAUUAAUACCGUCGAGACGUCUUCGGAAACAUAUACAACUUCUGCUGAGGGAAUAACCACUGAAAAAUCAGCUAUUACAAAUGACGACGCACAAACAACAACUGUGAAUAUCGAGGCUACUACACAGGCUGCGAUAUGCCUGCCGGGUGCAUUUGGUAAUAUUCCCCAUCCGACUCUAUGCAACUCAUUCUAUAUGUGUACGGGAGGAAUUCCGAUACUGCUGCAUUGCAGUGAUGGAUUCGAAUUCGACCCAGAGAUUUCCGACUGCGUACCGAUUUCCGAUAGUGGUUGUACCGCUUCAAGAGUGACAUCAACCACCGACAGUAUUACGACAAUAUACGAUUCCACAACAAUUAGCGGGGAAUCAACCCACCAUGUCACGGAUAUUAGUACCGAUCAAACACAUACACUAACAACAGAAGCCACCGACCGGACACUGAGUACUGAUGAAAACAAUACUACUUCGGAAGGCCCUACAUCUACAACUUUUAAAAUAGAAGAGACUACCAGUAAUACUAAAUAUGAAAGUACAUUAACAACAUCAAAAGAAACGGUCCCUGAGGAUACUACAAAAGUGUCACAAACUACAACUGAAACUGUACACACCAUUGAAUAUUCUACGACAGAAAAUCCGAAAAUUACUUCAGAUAUAUUGACCACUUUAGAGAAUUCUCAGACGGACUCAACCCAAUCUACUGUUGGAGAGAUGUCAACAUCUGCACAACCUGUGACAGAUAACGUACUAUCUACAACAUUGCAGACGAAAACUACAAUCGGAGAAGAGAAUUUACCUUCGAAUCCAUCUCAAACAACGGAAGAUACGAUAAAUACUUUGAGCACUACUAUUAAUACCGUCGAGACGUCUUCGGAAAUAUAUACAACUUCUCCUGAGGGAAUAACCACUGACAAAUCAGCUAUUACAAAUGACGACGCACAAACAACAACUGUGAAUAUCGAGGCUACUACACAGGCUGCGAUAUGCCUGCCGGGUGCAUUUGGUAAUAUUCCCCAUCCGACUCUAUGCAACUCAUUCUAUAUGUGUACGGGAGGAAUUCCGAUACUGCUGCAUUGCAGUGAUGGAUUCGAAUUCGACCCAGAGAUUUCCGACUGCGUACCGAUUUCCGAUAGUGGUUGUACCGCUUCAAGAGUGACAUCAACCACCGACAGUAUUACGACAAUAUACGAAUCUACAACAAUUAGCGGGGAAUCAACCCACCAUGUCACGGAUGUUAGUACCGAUCAAACACAUACACUAACAACAGAAGCCACCGACUGGACACUGAGUACUGACAAAAACAAUACUACUUCGGAAGGCCCUGCAUCUACAACUUUUAAAAUAGAAGAGACUACCAGUAAUACUAAAUAUGAAAGUACAUUAACAACAUCAAAAGAAACGGUCCCUGAGGAUACUACAAAAGUGUCACAAACUACAACUGAAACUGUACACACCAUUGAAUAUUCUACGACAGAAAAUCCGAAAAUUACUUCAGAUAUAUUGACCACUUUAGAGAAUUCUCAGACGGACUCAACCCAAUCUACUGUUGGAGAGAUGUCAACAUCUGCACAACCUGUGACAGAUAACGUACUAUCUACAACAUUGCAGACGAAAACUACAAUCGGAGAAGAGAAUUUACCUUCGAAUCCAUCUCAAACAACGGAAGAUACGAUAAAUACUUUGAGCACUAUUAUUAAUACCGUCGAGACGUCUUCGGAAAUAUAUACAACUUCUCCUGAGGGAAUAACCACUGACAAAUCAGCUAUUACAAAUGACGACGCACAAACAACAACUGUGAAUAUCGAGGCUACUACACAGGCUGCGAUAUGCCUGCCGGGUGCAUUUGGUAAUAUUCCCCAUCCGACUCUAUGCAACUCAUUCUAUAUGUGUACGGGAGGAAUUCCGAUACUGCUGCAUUGCAGUGAUGGAUUCGAAUUCGACCCAGAGAUUUCCGACUGCGUACCGAUUUCCGAUAGUGGUUGUACCGCUUCAAGAGUGACAUCAACCACCGACAGUAUUACGACAGUAUACGAAUCUACAACAAUUAGCGGGGAAUCAACCCACCAUGUCACGGAUAUUAGUACCGAUCAAACACAUACACUAACAACAGAAGCCACCGACCGGACACUGAGUACUGACAAAAACAAUACUACUUCGGAAGGCCCUGCAUCUACAACUUUUAAAAUAGAAGAGACUACCAGUAAUACUAAAUAUGAAAGUACAUUAACAACAUCAAAAGAAACGGUCCCUGAGGAUACUACAAAAGUGUCACAAACUACAACUGAAACUGUACACACCAUUGAAUAUUCUACGACAGAAAAUCCGAAAAUUACUUCAGAUAUAUUGACCACUUUAGAGAAUUCUCAGACGGACUCAACCCAAUCUACUGUUGGAGAGAUGUCAACGUCUGCACAACCUGUGACAGAUAACGUACUAUCUACAACAUUGCAGACGAAAACUACAAUCGGAGAAGAGAAUUUACCUUCGAAUCCAUCUCAAACAACGGAAGAUACGAUAAAUACUUUGAGCACUACUAUUAAUACCGUCGAGACGUCUUCGGAAAUAUAUACAACUUCUGCUGAGGGAAUAACCACUGACAAAUCAGCUAUUACAAAUGACGACGCACAAACAACAACUGUGAAUAUCGAGGCUACUACACAGGCUGCGAUAUGCCUGCCGGGUGCAUUUGGUAAUAUUCCCCAUCCGACUCUAUGCAACUCAUUCUAUAUGUGUACGGGAGGAAUUCCGAUACUGCUGCAUUGCAGUGAUGGAUUCGAAUUCGACCCAGAGAUUUCCGACUGCGUACCGAUUUCCGAUAGUGGUUGUACCGCUUCAAGAGUGACAUCAACCACCGACAGUAUUACGACAAUAUACGAUUCCACAACAAUUAGCGGGGAAUCAACCCACCAUGUCACGGAUAUUAGUACCGAUCAAACACAUACACUAACAACAGAAGCCACCGACCGGACACUGAGUACUGAUGAAAACAGUACUACUUCGGAAGGCCCUGCAUCUACAACUUUUAAAAUAGAAGAGACUACCAGUAAUACUAAAUAUGAAAGUACAUUAACAACAUCAAAAGAAACGGUCCCUGAGGAUACUCCAAAAGUGUCACAAACUACAACUGAAACUGUACACACCAUUGAAUAUUCUACGACAGAAAAUCCGAAAAUUACUUCAGAUAUAUUGACCACUUUAGAGAAUUCUCAGACGGACUCAACCCAAUCUACUGUUGGAGAGAUGUCAACGUCUGCACAACCUGUGACAGAUAACGUACUAUCUACAACAUUGCAGACGAAAACAACAAUCGGAGAAGAGAAUUUACCUUCGAAUCCAUCUCAAACAACGGAAGAUACGAUAAAUACUUUGAGCACUAUUAUUAAUACCGUCGAGACGUCUUCGGAAAUAUAUACAACUUCUGCUGAGGGAAUAACCACUGAAAAAUCAGCUAUUACAAAUGACGACGCACAAACAACAACUGUGAAUAUGGAGGCUACUACACAGGCUGCGAUAUGCCUGCCGGGUGCAUUUGGUAAUAUUCCCCAUCCGACUCUAUGCAACUCAUUCUAUAUGUGUACGGGAGGAAUUCCGAUACUGCUGCAUUGCAGUGAUGGAUUCGAAUUCGACCCAGAGAUUUCCGACUGCGUACCGAUUUCCGAUAGUGGUUGUACCGCUUCAAGAGUGACAUCAACCACCGACAGUAUUACGACAAUAUACGAUUCCACAACAAUUAGCGGGGAAUCAACCCACCAUGUCACGGAUAUUAGUACCGAUCAAACACAUACACUAACAACAGAAGCCACCGACCGGACACUGAGUACUGACGAAAACAAUACUACUUCGGAAGGCCCUACAUCUACAACUUUUAAAAUAGAAGAGACUACCAGUAAUACUAAAUAUGAAAGUACAUUAACAACAUCAAAAGAAACGGUCCCUGAGGAUACUACAAAAGUGUCACAAACUACAACUGAAACUGUACACACCAUUGAAUAUUCUACGACAGAAAAUCCGAAAAUUACUUCAGAUAUAUUGAGCACUUUAGAGAAUUCUCAGACGGACUCAACCCAAUCUACUGUUGGAGAGAUGUCAACGUCUGCACAACCUGUGACAGAUAACGUACUAUCUACAACAUUGCAGACGAAAACUACAUUCGGAGAAGAGAAUUUACCUUCCAAUCCAUCUCAAACAACGGAAGAUACGAUAAAUACUUUGAGCACUAUUAUUAAUACCGUCGAGACGUCUUCGGAAAUAUAUACAACUUCUCCUGAGGGAAUAACGACUGAAAAAUCAGCUAUUACAAAUGACGACGCACAAACAACAACUGUGAAUAUCGAGGCUACUACACAGGCUGCGAUAUGCCUGCCGGGUGCAUUUGGUAAUAUUCCCCAUCCGACUCUAUGCAACUCAUUCUAUAUGUGUACGGGAGGAAUUCCGAUACUGCUGCAUUGCAGUGAUGGAUUCGAAUUCGACCCAGAGAUUUCCGACUGCGUACCGAUUUCCGAUAGUGGUUGUACCGCUUCAAGAGUGACAUCAACCACCGACAGUAUUACGACAAUAUACGAUUCCACAACAAUUAGCGGGGAAUCAACCCACCAUGUCACGGAUAUUAGUACCGAUCAAACACAUACACUAACAACAGAAGCCACCGACCGGACACUGAGUACUGAUGAAAACAAUACUACUUCGGAAGGCCCUGCAUCUACAACUUUUAAAAUAGAAGAGACUACCAGUAAUACUAAAUAUGAAAGUACAUUAACAACAUCAAAAGAAACGGUCCCUGGGGAUACUCCAAAAGUGUCACAAACUACAACUGAAACUGUACACACCAUUGAAUAUUCUACGACAGAAAAUCCGAAAAUUACUUCAGAUAUAUUGACCACUUUAGAGAAUUCUCAGACGGACUCAACCCAAUCUACUGUUGGAGAGAUGUCAACGUCUGCACAACCUGUGACAGAUAACGUACUAUCUACAACAUUGCAGACGAAAACUACAUUCGGAGAAGAGAAUUUACCUUCGAAUCCAUCUCAAACAACGGAAGAUACGAUAAAUACUUUGAGCACUAUUAUUAAUACCGUCGAGACGUCUUCGGAAAUAUAUACAACUUCUGCUGAGGGAAUAACCACUGAAAAAUCAGCUAUUACAAAUGACGACGCACAAACAACAACUGUGAAUAUGGAGGCUACUACACAGGCUGCGAUAUGCCUGCCGGGUGCAUUUGGUAAUAUUCCCCAUCCGACUCUAUGCAACUCAUUCUAUAUGUGUACGGGAGGAAUUCCGAUACUGCUGCAUUGCAGUGAUGGAUUCGAAUUCGACCCAGAGAUUUCCGACUGCGUGCCGAUUUCCGAUAGUGGUUGUACCGCUUCAAGAGUGACAUCAACCACCGACAGUAUUACGACAAUAUACGAUUCUUCAACAAUUAGCGGGGAAUCAACCCACCAUGUCACGGAUAUUAGUACCGAUCAAACUCAUACACUAACAACAGAAGCCACCGACUGGACACUGAAUACUCACGAAAACAAUACUACUUCGGAAGGCCCUGCAUCUACAACUUUUAAAAUAGAAGAGACUACCAUUAAUACUAAAUAUGAAAGUACAUUAACAACAUCAGAAGAAAUUGUCCCUGAGUAUACUACAAAAGUGUCACAAACUACAACUGAAACUGUACACACCACUGAAUAUUCUACGACAGAAAACCCGAAAAUUACUUCAGAUAUAUUGACCACUUUAGAGAAUUCUCAGACGGACUCAACCCAAUCUACUGUUGGAGAGAUGUCAACGUCUGCACAACCUGUGACAGAUAACGUACUAUCUACAACAUUGCAGACGAAAACUACAAUCGGAGAAGAGAAUUUACCUUCGAAUCCAUCUCAAACAACGGAAGAUACGAUAAAUACUUUGAGCACUAUUAUUAAUACCGUCGAGACGUCUUCGGAAAUAUAUACAACUUCUGCUGAGGGAAUAACCACUGAAAAAUCAGCUAUUACAAAUGACGACGCACAAACAACAACUGUGAAUAUCGAGGCUACUACACAGGCUGCGAUAUGCCUGCCGGGUGCAUUUGGUAAUAUUCCCCAUCCGACUCUAUGCAACUCAUUCUAUAUGUGUACGGGAGGAAUUCCGAUACUGCUGCAUUGCAGUGAUGGAUUCGAAUUCGACCCAGAGAUUUCCCAAUGUGUACCAAUAUCUGAAAACGGAUGUACAGCGCAAGGAGUCAGUACUACGCAAGCUAAACCUGAAAAUUAUGAUACAUCAACAGUAAGUGUUGAUGAUGUUAAUACGAAUUCAAGUUCAAAAGAAAUGACAUUUAUACAAACUGAGUUUACAACCGAAAGAAUGGAUUCAACUAGAUAUGAAUUAGAUUACACAACGAAACGGGAGACAUUAGAACAAGGAGAUACAACUAUUCCAUUAAAAACCACGACAGUAGUAGAAAUAUGUCCACCUGGCGUAUUCGGCAAUGUUGCACAUCCUGAUUUAUGCAGCUACUUUUAUAUGUGUACUGGUGGAAUGGCAAUUGAACUCCAUUGUAGCCCUGGAUUCGAAUUUGAUCCUGUGCUUUCCCAAUGCGUCUUGAUAUCAGACAGCGGAUGUACAGCGAUGAAGAAAUAG
This is a messenger RNA of Parnassius apollo (apollo), 10710 nucleotides long. Lineage: Eukaryota; Metazoa; Arthropoda; Insecta; Lepidoptera; Papilionidae. The record is from the annotation of a GenBank genome assembly.